UCCAUUCUCUAUUUCGGUUCCACCAUGACGCAUCCCACUUUGUGGCUUGGACUUCUGAUAGUAGCAUACUUUGGUGGUUCUCAAGCUGAAAAUGCCUUCUCAAAAUACUGGGAAGAACAUAUUGGUCUUCCACAGCCUCCACAUUGGUUAGCUGCAAAGGCUUCUCCAUUAAGUCUCCAUCAAAUAGCAAUGUUUAUGAACCUUACGGUGAAAAAUGAAUUGGCUUCCCACCUGCACUCAUUUUGUAAGCAGGCUAAUGUUGCUUGUUCUACAAAUGCACAGGAUAAUAAGAUAAAACAUGACACAUCUUUACCACCAAUAGCCAAGUGGAAUGGUGAUAGAGUGAAAUAUGAAUAUGUUCCAAAUGAAGAACCCCUAUCAGUUGCCAGCCAAGGGGGAUUGCCAUUUUUUCGAGAAUCAAUGGUGAAAGAGGGAGGUUUCAUGCAAGUCCCUGAUUUAAGGGACCCAAUAUCAUAUAAAUCUUUCUUGCCCCGACCUUUGGCAUCAAAAAUCCCAUUUUCAUUUUCCCGGAUUGAGGAAUUGAAGAAGAUUUUUGGUGUGAUCAAUGAAUCAAACAUGGAUGAGUAUAUUCAAGACACCCUCGAAAUAUGUGAGAAAAGCCCCAUUCAAGGCGAACAAUGCACCUGUGUGACAUCCGCCGAGGAUUUCAUAGAUUUUGUUGUUGAGAAAUUGGGGCACCAUAUAUGCAUAUGGAGUAGUGAGAGCAUUGAAGGAUCUUAUGAGAAUGUGACAAUUGGAUUUGUGAAACUCAUCCAUGGAAACCUCUCUGAACCACCAGUCUUAUGUCAUAGUUUACCAUUUCUAUUUCAAGUCUAUUAUUGCCAUGUUUUACAGAAAGUAAAAAUAUAUGCAGUUGAUAUACAUGCUCGGAAGAAAGUGAAUCAUGCAAUUAUGGCAUGCCACUAUGACACAUCAAAUUGGAAUCCAAACCAUCUUGCUUUUAAGUUGCUAGGCUUUGGCCCUGGCCUAAUUGAAGUUUGUCAUUGGAUAAGUGAGAAUGGAGUGGUCUGGACAAAGACUCAAGGUUGAGAAGCAAUUGAAGAUUUGAUUAUCUUUUGCUAGUUCUCUUAUUUUGUAUUACAUGUUACUGCUUAUGCUAUUUGAUGGAUAAAUAAUGAUCUAUUUUUACUUUCC
Molecule: messenger RNA, 1155 nt
Organism: Macadamia integrifolia
Lineage: Eukaryota; Viridiplantae; Streptophyta; Magnoliopsida; Proteales; Proteaceae
Product: polygalacturonase non-catalytic subunit AroGP2-like
Exons: 2
Coding region: 25-1050 (341 amino acids)
Source: RefSeq, a predicted model, not a curated record